Messenger RNA from Pectinophora gossypiella (pink bollworm), 2170 nucleotides. RefSeq names its product protein scarlet-like (gene -w-2). The record is from RefSeq and is a predicted model, not a curated record. Gene Ontology annotation, molecular function: ATP hydrolysis activity; ATP binding; ABC-type transporter activity. Bases 72 to 2084 code for a protein of 670 amino acids. Gene Ontology annotation, cellular component: plasma membrane. The transcript is spliced from 14 exons. Lineage: Eukaryota; Metazoa; Arthropoda; Insecta; Lepidoptera; Gelechiidae.
UCCAAAAUCGGAUUUGACAUUUGUUUUAUUUUAUCUUUUUAAUUUUUUGUAAGAGUUGUGUGCCGUGGAAAAUGUUGAAAUCCACCAAUGGCGGAGCUUUGAAAAGCUCGUCGAAAAAUCCAUCCACGAAUAACACGUCCAACCCUUCGUCUGUGGAUGAUUCCUUUGAACUGACACCAGCUGACAUUGUAUUCGUGGACAACUCGGCAACUCGUGGAUCGAAGUACGACCCUCUGUUCCCGGAGGUGGAAGAGUUUCUGGGGUCCACUCCUCUGCCCAGACCCUGCACGUUGGUGUGGCGUGAUGUCUCCGUGCACAUCCGGCUCAAAGGCGGCAAGUUGAAGAGAUUAGUCAAUAAUGUGAGCGGAAUUGCAAAACCAGGAACGUUAGUCGCCCUAAUGGGACCCAGUGGCGCCGGUAAAACUACUCUUAUGUCUGCUCUAGCGCAUAGAAACCCAGUAGGAACGGUGGUAGAAGGAGAGAUUGCCAUGAACGGACAGCCAAUUGGAGACUUCAUGCACCGCCAGAGUGGCUACAUGCAUCAAGAUGACCUGUUCGUCGAUAACCUCACCGUUAUAGAACAACUCACUAUUAUGGCUCGACUGCGUAUGGACCGUAGAACGACGUCGUUAGCGAGGAAGAGGCGCGUCAACCAGCUUCUAAGGCAACUGGCGCUGUAUGGAGCCCGGUACACCAGGAUUGGAGGCUUGGAUGGAAGGAAGACCCUGUCUGGCGGAGAGAGGAAGCGUCUUGCCUUUGCAACUGAGCUCCUCACAGACCCGGGUCUACUCUUCUGCGACGAGCCAACAACGGGACUAGACUCAUCAUCAGCGCAGAAACUGAUGACAUUACUACGAGCCAGUGCAGCACAGGGAAAAACCGUCAUCUGCACCAUACACCAGCCGUCAUCAGAGCUGAUGGCACUGUUCGACCGAUUGGUGCUUCUGGCUGAAGGAAGAGUGGCCUUUGCUGGUAACGCUUCCGCUGCGUUGAACUUCUUUGAGAGCCUGGGCUACCACUGCCCUCUCACCUACAACCCGACGGACUACUUCAUCAAGGUGCUAGCGCUGACGCCAGGGUCGGAGGCAGCUUCCAGGCAGGCUAUCAAGAGCAUAUGCGACCGGUUCGCCGUCAGCGACGCUGCUAAGGAGCUCGACAUGGAAAUACAUCUGGAGUUCCAUCUUAUGGAUAAUGGUGAUAAGGAAUCAAGACGGGGUAAUGGAGACGUCUUCAAGCCACCGUUUUUCUUCACGAAGAUUAUUUGGCUGGUAUACAGAUAUUUUAUAGUUAUUCUUCGGGAUUCACGGGUGCAAUUCAUAAGGAUACUGCAGAAAUUGGCUAUAGCGCUGACAGCGGGUCUCUGCUUCCUCGGGACAGCUCGACUGACUCAGGCGGGCAUCCAAGACGUUCAGGGGGCCCUCUUCAUCAUCAUCGCGGAGAACACCUUCAGUCCGAUGUACUCCGUCCUGCAUAUGUUUCCCGAGGAGUUCCCACUCUUCAACAGGGAGCUAAAAGCCGGGCUGUAUUCCACACCGAUCUAUUAUACCGCGAGGAUGUUGGCUUUGUUCCCGGGGCUGGUGAUAGAGCCGGCGCUGUUCACCCUGGUGGUGUACUGGAUCGCAGGGCUGAGGAGCACGCUCUACGCCUUUAGCUUCACCGUCUUCAUAUCCAUACUGGUGCUCAACGUGGCCAUCGCUUGUGGUUCGUUCUUUUCGUGUGCUUUCGGUUCGAUGCCAAUAGCUAUAGCUUACCUUGUGCCAUUCGAUUACUCCCUCAUGAUGACCUCCGGGCUUUUCGUCAAGUUAAGUUCGAUACCAAAAUACGUGUCAUGGAUACGGCACUUGUCGUGGCUGAUGUACUCCAACGAAGCGAUGAGCAUCAUUCAGUGGGAUGGAGUCCAGAAUAUAACCUGUGUGGCAGAAAGACCCGGCGCCCCUUGCCUGAGUACUGGCGAAGAAGUUCUCGCCCAAUACGACUUUGAAGUCGGCCAUCUUUGGAGAAACGUCAUCGCUUUAUUCGUCCUGUACCUCGCAUUCCACCUACUCGCGCUACUGGCCCUUCGAUAUAGGACUAGGAGAAAAUAAGUUAUCUGAAAUAUAACUAGAUCUUGUUAUCGUUACAGGCAUGGUGUCUAAAUGUUAACCUUGUCACUGAUGGUGUAAAUACAAUC